AUGAGUGGGUGGCGCGGCCCCUGGCCGGGGGGGCUGCUAGCUCCCCCCGCCGCCCCCUGGAGGAAGAGCAGCACCGGCAGCACCGGCAGCAGCGGCAGCGAGGCCAGCACCGCCAGCACCGGCAGUGACGCCAGCGUGCUGAGCACCCUCAGCGACGCCAGCCUGGACAGCCUGGGCAGCACCGGCGGCCUCUCCUGCGGCUGCGAGGCGUGCCCCGGCGUGGGCGCGGCGCCGCGCGCGGGCGUGUCGCUGCGCUUCGUGCCACUGGAGGGCGCGGCGGAGGGGCGCGAGCUGUGGUGCCGCCAGCGGCUGGGGCACCACCCGCACCUGCAGGAGUGCGUGUGCGCCACGCCCACGGUGGGCGGCGUGCUGCUGGCGCUGGAGGCGGCGCCGUGCGGGGACCUGGCCGCCUUUCUGCGGAUGGGCGGCGUAGGCGAGGAGCGGGCGCGCGGCGUGGCGAAGCAGGUGGGCGCGGCGCUGCGGCACGUGCACGCCCGCGGGCUGGUGCACGGCGACCUGCAGCCGCGCCACGUGCUGGUGCUGGACCGCUCGCUGACCACCUUCAGGCUGGGCGGCCUGCACGCCCUCACGCCCGCCGGGGCCGUCGUACCGCCGGGGCCCCGCGGCGCCUUGGCGCCCCCUGAGGUGCGGGCCGCGGGCGGCGACCCCUACACGGCCCAUCCCGCGCAGGACGCCUGGCAGCUGGGCCUGCUGCUGGUGGCCUGCCUGACGGGGGCGCUGCCCUGGGCCGCCGCGGACCCCGCCGACCCACACUACGCCGCCUGGGCCGCCUGGGCCUCGGGACGCUCCACGCGCCUGCCCGCGGGGCUGCGGAUGUUCACGCCGCGCUUCCGCCGCCUGCUGCGCCGUCUGCUGCACCCGGACCCGGCGCGGCGCCGCCCCGUGCACGCCCUGGACAAGUACCUCCGCGACCCCUGGCUGGCGCGCCGCGACGCCGUCCCCGCCCUGCUGGCGCGCCUCGCCCACGCCCCGCGCGGGCUGGCCAAGGCGCUGACCACCCUCACCACGCGCCUCACGACACACGCCCACGCGCCCCGCGCCAAGGACGCCGCCAAGGACGCCACCACGGCCACCGCUACGCCCACCGCCACGGCCACCUCAGUCACGCUCGCCGCCACGUUCCUUCCCACGCCCCUGGACGCGGCCACGCCCACGCGCCUUGACCCGGUCACCGCCUCGCCCGCCAACACGCCCUUCUCCACGCCACCCACCUCGACCUUCGCCACGCCCCUCUCCACGCCUCCAGCCACGCCCCCCACCACGCCUAUCAUCAGGAUCACGCCCCCUAAAUCCUCGCCCCUGACCGCGGCCCUCACGCUCUCCUAG
Eriocheir sinensis (Chinese mitten crab) is the source of this 1347-nucleotide messenger RNA. Its product is annotated as serine/threonine-protein kinase SBK1-like. The record is from RefSeq and is a predicted model, not a curated record. Gene Ontology annotation, molecular function: ATP binding; protein serine/threonine kinase activity. Lineage: Eukaryota; Metazoa; Arthropoda; Malacostraca; Decapoda; Varunidae. Bases 1 to 1347 code for a protein of 448 amino acids. The transcript has a single exon. Gene Ontology annotation, biological process: peptidyl-threonine phosphorylation; peptidyl-serine phosphorylation.